AUCCGCCAGCCCGGGUUCCCCCGCAGGUCAGAGGAGCCUUGGGGCGGGGCCAAGGUUGGCCCCUGCUUGGGAGGAGCCGGGAUGCCUCUCUCGUGGUGAUGCAGAAGGGAAUUUGCUGACACUCCCUUGCCAGGUGGGGCUGGCUUCGCCCGGCCGGCGAAGAGGAGGACCCGCUGGCAGUCUCCUCCCAGGUGGGGAGCGUGGAGCUUGUCACCGCAGCCUGGCGGCCUGAGCGCCGCGCCUGGGGCUGGGGCCGCGGUGCUGAGGACGCAGAUGUGAUCCUUGGAGGAGCCUCCCUCAGGGUCAGGAAUCAAGCGGGGACACGGCUGAGCCACUCAGAAGCACCUUUUCCUGGGGACUGAUCAAGAGGAGGGAAGGUCCUAUAACAGCCCAGGGGCCACGGGGGGCCUGAGCCCCAAACCUCAGCUGCUGUUCCAGCAGCCCCGUAGCUGAGUGGAGCCUCUGGGCCUGACGUGGACCUUCACUGGAGAAGUGACUCAGGGAACCUCCCAGGAUGUCUGCCUCACCGGAGGAACUGAGUACAGGGGGAAGGUUAAAGAACAUGACAGUGGACGAAUGCUUCCAGUCUCGGAGCACCGUCCUCCAGGGGCAGCCCUUCGGGGGUGUCCCCACCGUGCUGUGCCUCAACAUCGCCCUGUGGGUGCUCGUCCUUGUGGUUUACUCCUUCCUCCGGAAAGCUGCGUGGGACUAUGGGCGCCUGGCUCUGCUGAUACACAAUGACAGCUUGACCUCGCUGAUCUAUGGGGAGCAGAGCGAGAAGACAUCUCCCUCGGAGACUUCCUUGGAGAUGGAACGCAGAGACAAGGGCUUCUGUUCCUGGUUCUUCAACAGCAUAACCAUGAAGGACGAGGAUCUGAUUAACAAGUGUGGGGACGACGCACGCAUCUACAUCGUGUUCCAGUACCACCUCAUCAUCUUCGUGCUCAUCAUCUGCAUCCCCUCCCUGGGCAUCAUUUUGCCCAUCAACUAUACUGGAUCCGUUCUGGACUGGAGCAGUCACUUUGCUCGGACCACCAUUGUCAAUGUCUCCACAGAGAGCAAGCUCCUGUGGCUGCACAGCCUGCUGUCCUUCUUCUACUUCAUCACCAACUUUGUGUUCAUGGCUCAUCACUGCCUGAGGUUUGCGCCCAGGAAUAGCCAAAAGGUCACAAGGACGUUAAUGAUCACCUAUGUGCCCAAGGACAUUGAAGACCCAGAAAUCAUCAUUAAGCAUUUUCACGAGGCCUAUCCAGGCAGUGUCGUGACCAGAGUCCACUUCUGCUACGACGUCAGGAACCUGAUCGACUUGGAUGAUCAGAGGCGCCACGCCAUGCGGGGCCGGCUCUUCUACACAGCCAAGGCCAAGAAGACUGGGAAGGUGAUGAUCAGGAUCCACCCCUGCGCCCGCCUGUGCUUCUGCAAGUGCUGGACCUGCUUCAAGGAGGUGGAUGCAGAGCAGUAUUACAGCGAGCUAGAGGAGCAGCUAACGGACGAGUUCAACGCCGAGCUCAACCGCGUGCCGCUCAAGCGCCUGGACCUGAUCUUCGUCACCUUCCAGGACUCCAGGAUGGCCAAGCGCGUCCGUAAGGAUUACAAAUAUAUCCAUUGUGGUGUGCAACCCCAGCAGUCCUCAGUGACCACCAUCGUCAAAUCCUAUUACUGGAGGGUCACUAUGGCUCCACACCCCAAAGACAUUAUUUGGAAACACCUGUCUGUCCGCCGCUUCUUUUGGUGGGCCCGCUUUAUCGCAAUCAACACCUUCCUCUUCUUCCUCUUCUUCUUCCUCACCACGCCCGCCAUCAUCAUGAACACUAUCGACAUGUACAACGUCACCCGCCCCAUCGAGAAGCUGCAGAGCCCAAUUGUGACCCAGUUCUUCCCCUCUGUGAUGCUCUGGGGCUUCACAGUGAUACUGCCUCUGAUUGUCUACUUCUCCGCCUUCCUGGAGGCCCACUGGACCAGAUCAAGUCAGAACCUGGUCAUGGUGCACAAGUGCUACAUCUUUCUGGUGUUCAUGGUGGUCAUUCUGCCCUCUAUGGGACUGACCAGUUUGGAUGUCUUUCUCCGCUGGCUCUUUGACAUCUACUAUCUAGAGCAGGCCUCCAUCAGGUUCCAGUGUGUGUUCCUGCCAGACAACGGCGCCUUCUUUGUCAACUACGUCAUCACGGCAGCUUUACUUGGCACAGGCAUGGAGCUGCUGCGUCUGGGGUCACUCUUCUGCUACAGCACCCGCCUCUUCUUCUCUAGAUCAGAGCCAGAGAGAGUCAACAUCAGAAAGAACCAGGCCAUAGACUUCCAGUUUGGGCGCGAGUACGCGUGGAUGAUGAACGUGUUCAGCGUGGUGAUGGCGUACAGCAUCACUUGCCCCAUCAUUGUGCCUUUUGGGCUGCUCUACCUGUGCAUGAAGCACUUGACGGAUCGCUAUAAUAUGUACUACUCCUUCGCACCCACCAAACUGAAUGAGCAGAUCCACAUGGCUGCCGUCUCCCAGGCCAUCUUUGCGCCACUCUUGGGUCUGUUCUGGAUGCUGUUCUUCUCUCUCCUGCGGUUAGGUUCUCUCCAUGCCAUCACCAUGUUUUCCCUGUCCACCCUCCUCAUUGCCAUGUUAAUUGCCUUUGCUGGCAUUUUUCUGGGGAAGCUUCGGAUGGUUGCCGACUACGAGCCCGAGGAGGAGGAGAUCCAGACGGUGUUUGACAUGGAGCCAAGCAGCACCUCCUCCACGCCCACCUCCCUCCAGCUAUAUGUGGCCACCGUGCUGCAAGAACCGGAGUUGAACCUGACCCCCGCCUCGUCCCCAGCCAGGCACACCUAUGGCACCAUGAACAACCAGCCGGAAGAGGGAGAAGAAGAGAGUGGUCUGAGGGGCUUUGCAGGGGAGCUAGACUCGGCCCAGUUCCAGGAAGGGCUGGAACUGGAGGGCCAGAACCAGUACCACUGACUGGGACCUGAGGCCUCCACUGGCGACUUGUUGAGGAGCCAGGGGAGGGCCUGGCAAGGGGAGGCAGGAGGGUGGCCUGGACCUCCCCACUACCUCCUGCAGACUUUGAGAAGCCCCCAGUGGAGACAUCUGCCACCCCAGCCAUGGGCCAUACGGGCGCCCUGACCUGCUGCCCAGCUGGAACUGGGGGUGCUCGGCAGUGCUGAGGGAACCUGGGAAGGGAUGGAAGAUACAGGGAAGCCCAUGUCUUGAAAGAGGUGGCUGGAGCGCCAGCACAGAGACUGAACGCUGGGGUCCCUUCCUGGGACCAAGAUGGAGAAGGUGUUCCUAAGGGAGGAGGCAGAAAGAGGCCGCCGAAGGCUCUCUGGGGUCAUCACCGCUCUGCAUCAGCUGCCCUUCCAAGGAGCUUCUGCGGCUGCUCCUUCUCCCAGCCCUGGCCCAUUCCUCCCCUGCAGUCUGAGGAGGCAAAGGUACGUGCACGGGGCACAUUGACAGGACACAGAGGACCACCUCAUCACGGGGUUCCCUGCAUGGGGAUCUGUAAACAGAAAGUUUCUGCACCCACCCGAGGAAGAACCAACUGAAAGCGCAGACCUGAGAAGAGGUAACUCAGCCCCUUCCUGCUCCUCUGCCCUCAUCAGAUGUCCCCAGGAGCAGCAGGGCAGAGGCCCUUCUCCUUUCUAUUCUUACAAGGGUAGCUAGAGCGCGACCACUCAGGGCUCAUCAAAUGAGACUUGUGUGCAUUUUUCAGAAGGAAACCUUGGUUAGUCCUUGCUGGGUAACACAAAGUGGGGUGAGACAGGGGCCGAAUUCAUGGAAGGGGGCUUUCUCCCCAAAACUCUGGGUGGUGGGAAACCAGCUAUACCUCCCCAAGACCCAGGGUCUAAAGAGAAGACCCCCCAAAGCCAAAGAUGUGGCCACUUAAAAGAGUCUCCUGCCUCCUACCCAACUGAGUGCCUGGGCCCCCAGCUUGGUCAAGAUGGGCAGUACAUUAGGGUAAGAACCCCAUGCUUCAAACUGAAGGACUGACCUUCACCUGAGUCCCAAGUAGGACCCUUCCUCCCUUCUCGGGACUGCCCCUGCACCCUGCCUUGAAGACCACCCAAGCGACCUCCAGUGUGGGCCUGGUCCAGACACUGCAGAUGCUUCAAUCAUGAUGUCGCCCCAGGCCUGCCAGGGGUGGGGUGGAGGGGAGGGUCACGUGCUCCAGGGAGAAGCCCUUUCUGGAGAAGCAAGGCUGCCCUCCCAGGGCUGCCACCACCUGAGACCUGGGGGAGCUGAAUUCCAAACAGUGAUGGCAACAUUCAGCACCUUUGCCAUAGCUGGGGGGAACCGGCCUCUGCCUCUGGGAUGGGCUCUCAUUGGGACCACCAUGUAGCCCAGCCAGGGAGGACAUGAGAAGGACCAGUGGGGGCCUCAGUGAACCAGAACAAGCCAAGCUGAAUGGGGUCUGUGUGUUCUCCAGGGCCCUCUUCAGCCCCCUUCUCCAAAGGUCUGCGUCCCUGCACCAACCUACUGAAGGUGGGCUCAUCUCACCUGAGCACCUGCACCAGGCCCCAGUCACAGGGCUGCCCUGAACUCAGAUCACCUAGGCCUUGUGCCUGCCCCACCUUUGCCCCAUCCCAGCCCCAGACGCUCCAAGCGUCACUGCAGGUGAGAAAUUGUGCUCCAUGGGCAGAAACUGCUGCACCCCCAGGGCGUGGCCCACAUUUUGGCAUGGGGUUGUCUUUCCAGAGAGCUUGGGUUGGCUGGAGAGAAGCUGUCUUUCCCAUUCCUUGUCCGGCUAGGACUAAAGGGGAAAUGAUCCUAGCCCAGCCCCUACACACCCAGGUCCCACAGGCCCCUCCCCACUGGCAUUUCACCAACCAACAAGGGGAAAGGACACUGUUACAGCGCAGCAGUCAGGCCCAGCAGGAGCUUGGCACAUGGUGGGGAGGUGGCCAGCUCAGACCCUGCCCGACCUCAUCGUGUGUAUUUGGUAUAUGGGGCGUGGGACAUGCCAGAAGCUGGCCUGGGGUCUCUCCUUCACUGGACACAGCUUGCUGGAGCCUGCCCCCAGCCCCUGAAGCCCCUGCCAGACUGUGGAAGCCACAUAUGGGAAAGGUCCUGGCAGACAAUGUGGCGGGAUGGCUGGGGGCUUCUCCCUCUGAACCUGGGUCCAUUGUAGCCUGGCUCUGAGAGAAGGUGGUGAGCAUGUGGAGAAGGAGAAGGUUCCAUAGUCCACUCUUAGGGGAACCAGCAAAGCCUCAUGGCAGUUGGCUCCAUCUGGACCUCCCAUGGUCACUGCAGGGCAGUGGAGCGGGGCAUCCUUUAGCGUCCCCACCACCACAUCCAGGCCCUCUCAGGCACCUCCUGCCUCAGUCCACACCUGCCUCGUCCAUUGCCCCCCUCCCUCCACCUGCUGCCAUCCCACUCCUCCGCCAGCCACUUCCCAGCCGCCCCACCCCACUCCGUCCUCCAAAUCACCCCCUGACUUAAUCCUUUCUGGAAGGAGCUGCUGCCCGGGAACCGGUAUUGCCUAGAGCCUCCAGGAGGGGCCCUCCUCAGGCCUCCAGUGGCCCCAUGCCUGCCUGCCUGACCCUCCACUGCCCCGGGAGCAAAGUGCCUAUCAGCAGCGUUGCGUCAUCUGGGGCCCCCAGUGGGGUGGGGGGGGGUGUGGGCUAACCUUGGCCACCACCACUAAAGGAAUGUGCCAGAAUGCUGAACCUUCUUGUUAAUGCUAUGACCGUGCCUUGAAUAAACAAGUCCUCCCAGCCUCUCCCGG
Messenger RNA from Cercocebus atys (sooty mangabey), 5702 nucleotides. It is a transcript of the gene TMEM63C, whose product is annotated as transmembrane protein 63C. Gene Ontology annotation, molecular function: calcium-activated cation channel activity. The transcript is spliced from 25 exons. Gene Ontology annotation, cellular component: plasma membrane. The record is from RefSeq and is a predicted model, not a curated record. Lineage: Eukaryota; Metazoa; Chordata; Mammalia; Primates; Cercopithecidae. Bases 515 to 2938 code for a protein of 807 amino acids.